AUGGCGGAGGAUCAGAGGUGCGACAGCGUGGGGUCCGAGCCUUGCUCUGAGGCAGCGGCGACUGCGGAACCUAAGGUGUCUUCAUCGAAGACCGCCGAAGUUGUCUCAAGACCGUCGAAGCCCGAGGACUACAGUAGCAAGUGCGUGUUCUGCCGGAUCGCGGGGCGGCAGGAACCGGGCACCGAGCUCCUGGACUGUGAGAAUGAAGACCUAGUUUGCUUCAAAGAUAUCAAACCAGCAGCACCUCAUCAUUAUCUUGUGGUGCCAAAGAAGCAUAUUGGAAACUGCAGAGAGCUAAAGAAAGAUCACAUAGAACUGGUUGAGAACAUGGUAACUGUUGGAAAAAGCAUUCUUGAAAGGAAUAAUUUCACUGACUUCAAAAAUGCGAGAAUGGGUUUCCAUAUGCCGCCUUUUUGUUCCAUUUCCCACUUGCACCUUCAUGUUCUGGCACCUGUCGAUCAACUUGGCUUCUUAUCAAAAUUGGUUUAUAAAAUGAAUUCCUAUUGGUUUAUCACAGCUGAUUGUUUGAUUGAAAAACUAAGAACAUGAAAAUGUCAACAG
Molecule: messenger RNA, 561 nt
Organism: Puma concolor (puma)
Lineage: Eukaryota; Metazoa; Chordata; Mammalia; Carnivora; Felidae
Gene: HINT3
Product: histidine triad nucleotide binding protein 3
Molecular function (GO): catalytic activity
Source: RefSeq, a predicted model, not a curated record